Molecule: messenger RNA, 2358 nt
Organism: Hippocampus zosterae (dwarf seahorse)
Lineage: Eukaryota; Metazoa; Chordata; Actinopteri; Syngnathiformes; Syngnathidae
Gene: adm2b
Product: adrenomedullin 2b
Exons: 2
Coding region: 249-710 (153 amino acids)
Biological process (GO): regulation of systemic arterial blood pressure; adenylate cyclase-activating G protein-coupled receptor signaling pathway; positive regulation of heart rate
Cellular component (GO): extracellular region
Molecular function (GO): hormone activity
Source: RefSeq, a predicted model, not a curated record
UCCUCACUCCUCAUCCUCUUGCUCCCUCCUCAAUCAUACUUUUGAAGCAAGAAACCCAAAUGAUUCCAGCUGCUCCCUCUCAAAAGAGCACUUCUCAUCGACUGAGAAGUCAGUCUAUUUAACACGAGAAAUUCCCCAAGUUAGAAGCCAUCCGGGGACAACUGCGGUUGUUUUAUCAUCACAACCCGUGUUAAACGCACCUUCCUUCCUGUGUGAUAAAGGGGCUCUUGUGACUCUGUUGAGCAGUCAUGUGUGCGCUGCUGCCGGCGUGGACGUGUCUUCUCUUCGGCCUCCUACCCCUGGAAACCCAGAGUCGGGCGCAGUUGAGCCAGAAUGUCCAGAGUACCAGACACAGACCUUCCAAAUGUUUCAAACACAUGGCACUGCCUACGUCAGAUUACGCCAUCGCCCUUGAUGACGCAGUCACCCUGGCAGAGAAUCGUUUUAUCUGGCGGGUCCUCAGGAUGAAGGAACCCUCGCCGAGGUGGUUUGAAAUGGAGGGGGAAGCAUGGCCAAGCGCACGGGGUAGGACCCGAGGACGUCGCCACGCCAAAAGUCGAAGGACCCACAGGCAGAUGAUGAGGGCGGGCUGUGUCCUGGGCACCUGUCAGGUGCAGAACCUCAGCCAUCGUCUCUAUCAGCUGAUUGGACGCAGAGGCAGGCAUGACUCCUCCCCCAUCGACCCUCGUAGUCCUCAUAGCUACGGCUGAGACUGGCAGUUUGUCUGUUUGGGAUUUCAUUCGUCACCAUAGACCUGCUGUCCAUUUUAUGUGACCUUAAUUUGACCUCAAAACUCUUCAAGGCACAUGUCCAACUGUGGAGCGUAUCGGUACUCGAUGCUGAAUUUGUUGUUCUCGAACAAGAAACUGAAUGGCAAAAUUCACAACUGCCGUUUAAACAGCCUUCCUCAGGAUGUUCUCGGAAGAAAAUGGACAUUGAGCUUAGAGUGUCAUCAGCAGGUUGCUACAAAAAGACUGAAGGAGUCACAGAAAGGCAUAGAUGGUCCAUUCAUGUAUUCAACCUGAGGCAUCCUAUAUUGAAACAUUGAACAGUUAGACAUGUGCAUUGACAGCGAAUGGCCGGCGACCAGUUCGGGGUGGACCCUGUCUUCAGGCGGUAGGCGGAGUACACCCUGAACUGGUUGCCAGCCAAUCGUAGGGCACACAUAGACGAAAAUAUAUUCCCGCUCACACCAAUUUUUUAUAACUUAAAAGUGUGUUUCAAUAAUCUGCCACGCAUGUUUUUGGAAUGUGGAAGGAAACCAGGACUACUCUGAGAAAACCCACGCAGGCACGGGGAGAACAUGCAAACUCCACAUCGAACUCCGCACCUCUGCACCGGGAGGCCGACGUGCUAACCAGUCACCCACAGUGUCGCCAAUUAAAAUGACCAUUCAAGGCUAAUUGAUUAAUUCAUUAAUAAAAGAUCCAGAUUAUGACAUAAAUUAUUACGUUAAAAACUCAUUUACGCAUGACCUUGCCUACUUGUCCAUUUUUAAAAUCAAAUGUGGCCUUUGAGCACAUAAAUGCUCUUCAGAUUGGGAAAAAUAAUAUUGUACCAGAUGGUUAUUCUACUUGAUUCCUAUUGGUGGCAGUAAUGCACAUUUGACCAUCAACUUUCAAAUAUUUCUGGAAAACAUACUUCGACAAAGAUACACAUAUAUCAAUGUUUAUUCUUUGUUACUGUACAGUACAUUACUUGUUUUGUUGUGACGUAUGACUGAAGAACUUUGGUGUCUUAACGGUCUUUCAAUAGAAAUAAUCAUACAAUAAUAACAAUGUCGACUGCCACACGCCCACAAGCAAGCCCCCCCCCCCCCCUCUCCAACAGGUGGUCACUUCCCCACUUGAACCCAAUGCAAGUUACGUUUUGCCAGAUCUUCACCCAAAUUGUUCUUCCUUGACUCAUGUGACAACUGUGUUAACUAAAUAACUGCGGUGGCAACGGUUUUCAUGCUAGGAGAAGGUAUUGCUCAAUUUGACAUUUUGUCGUUUUAGACUAGUUAGUUGAACCUCAAGUUGUGCCUUUGACUUUCUAACAACAAGCCACGCAAGCAGCCAAAAGUACCAUCCGUUCACUGACAACUACCGUAAUCGAAAGAGAAUGGAAUUUCCAAUGGAAAACAUUUUUACUGCAACUCGUGGAAGGCUUCCCUUUUUGCUUUAACUGAAUGAUUUUCCAGGCCUGAACACUGUCUGCUUUUGAUGUCUUUUAAUUUAAGCAUGGUGGAUUAUUCAAGUGAUAUUUGAGGUGAAAAGUUACAAGGCAAGCACUGUAUUGAUUCUCGUAUUGAGUAUUCCUGUUACGAAAGAUGUUCUUUUUUCUUAAUACAGAGCUAGCAUUGUGUAAUAAACAAGU